This is a messenger RNA of Caenorhabditis elegans, 1839 nucleotides long. RefSeq names its product glucuronosyltransferase (gene ugt-10). Gene Ontology annotation, cellular component: membrane. Gene Ontology annotation, molecular function: UDP-glycosyltransferase activity; glucuronosyltransferase activity. The record is from RefSeq and is marked reviewed. The transcript is spliced from 6 exons. NCBI's taxonomy places the organism in Eukaryota, Metazoa, Nematoda, Chromadorea, Rhabditida, Rhabditidae. The coding region runs from base 39 to 1649 and encodes 536 amino acids.
UCUAGACACUAAAAACGUUUUUCUCAUUUCAUUUUGACAUGAAUUUUAGUAGCUUUUUCCUCCUUAUUCUUUGUGUAUUUCCAAUUAUUUUGGGUAAAAAUAUAUUGAUAUUCAACCCAAUAUUUGGCUUCAGUCAUGUCAAAUUUGUCAGUAAAUUGGCAGAUAUUAUUGCUGAUCAUGGUCAUAAUGUUACCGUCUUCCAACCCUUUCACAUUGCACUGAAAAAUACAGAGGGGCUCAUUAAAAAUAAAAACAUCAAGUUUAUUAAUUACUAUCCAGAUCAUUAUGAUGAACUUUUAAAGACGGAAACUCAAACAUUUCCAAUGUUUUGGGACUCACACCUUAUGAAUAACCCAGUUGUGUCUGCCGUGAUGAUGGCUAAAGCAUUGAGUUCAACAUUUGAACGAACUGCCACUCAGCUCGUCAAAGAUCAAAAUGUUCUUAACAAUUUGAAAAGUAAAAAAUUCGAUGUGAUGAUAUCGGAAACAUUUGAGCUUACUGGAAUGUAUGUUGCUCACUUAAUUAAUGUGCCAUGUAUCCCUAUCUGGUCAGCAGUGCGAUUUUUAGUUUUCAAUAAAGCAUUUGGUCAGCCUAGUACACUUGGGUACAUACCUUUGGAAGGCUCCAAGAUGGCUCCUGACUUUGGCUUUUUCGAUCGGCUCAAUGAUGUCUACCGGGACUUUUUUGGACAAAUUGGGAUGGAUCGACUUGGGCAGUACCAAAAUAAUAUUAUUGAGAAAGCGGUUGGUCAUUCAGUGCCAUAUUGGAAAGAUCUUGUUAGUCAGUCUCCGAUUUACAUUACGAACUCGAAUCCAUAUCUGGAUUUUGCUGUUGCAACAACUCCUGCUAUUGUUCACAUUGGAGGGAUCACAAUUGACUUGGAGAAAAUUAAACAUGCUGAUGAAUUACCGGAGGAAUAUGAAAAAAUUCUGCAAGAACGGGAGUCUACAGUACUGAUAUCUUUUGGAUCAGUUAUUCGAUCCUAUGAGAUGCCGGAUAAUUUUAAAGCAGGACUUAUCAAAAUGUUCGAGUCACUUCCAGAUGUUACAUUUAUUUGGAAAUAUGAAAGAGAUGACGUGGAAUUCCAGAAGAGACUCCCAAAAAAUGUUCACUUGAAGAAAUGGGUUCCACAGCCUUCUUUGCUUGCCGACAAACGUGUGAAAUUAUUUGUUACCCAUGGAGGACUGGGAAGUACAAUGGAAGUUGCUUACACUGGAAAACCAGCUCUCUCCGUUCCAAUCUUCGGAGAUCAACCAGAAAAUGCAGAUAUGCUCGCAAGACACGGAGGAGCUAUUGCUUAUGACAAAUUUGAUUUGGCGAAUGGAGAAAAGCUGACAAAAACCGUGAGGGAAAUGGUGACAAAUCCGAAAUUUUCCAAAAAUGCAGAAGCCCUCCGUGAUGUGCUCCUAAAACAACCGAUUGAUCCAAAAAUGAAUUUGAUGAAACAUCUAGAGUUUGCCAUGGAAUUUCCAAACCAUCGCUCUCAAGUUCCCGCUAUCAAUAAAUUGGGUUGGAUUGCACAUUACUAUCUGGAUGUCAUUGCAUUCCUCACACUCGUUGUAGUUGGAUUUCUGUAUUUAAUUUUUCGAUUCACAAAAAUUGUUUUUGUAAGAAUAGGAAUUUUAAACAAGAAAGCCAAAACGGAAUAAAGACUACAGAAGAUCUCGAAAGUUUUUGCCAAUAUUUUUUGAUAGCUGGGCUGAAUAACCGGACUGAACCGGGCGUUUUUGUCCCUUUUUGCUUUUGUGCUUUUACAACAAACGAAUUUACAUAUCUAUAAUUAUUUUCAACAUAAAAAUGUGUUGCUCAAUCCAAAGAACGCAAAAUGAAAACUUGAAA